This is a messenger RNA of Chroicocephalus ridibundus (black-headed gull), 2073 nucleotides long. Its product is annotated as solute carrier organic anion transporter family member 1A2-like. Gene Ontology annotation, cellular component: plasma membrane. NCBI's taxonomy places the organism in Eukaryota, Metazoa, Chordata, Aves, Charadriiformes, Laridae. Gene Ontology annotation, molecular function: bile acid transmembrane transporter activity; protein binding. Bases 14 to 2053 code for a protein of 679 amino acids. The record is from RefSeq and is a predicted model, not a curated record. The transcript has 15 exons. Gene Ontology annotation, biological process: transmembrane transport; sodium-independent organic anion transport; bile acid and bile salt transport.
CAUUUUUCCAUGGAUGGACAGUACCAGUGUAAGAGAAACUCAGAAACAGACACUGGGAUCAAUUAAAAAAGGCAAUAUGGAAGAAGCUGAGAAGCCACGUGCAGGGGACAAAUUCUGCUGCAUUUCCAAGCUGAAGGUAUUUCUGCUGGCGCUAUCACUUGCAUUUGUCGGUAAAACGAUGUCUGGUGCUUACAUGAACAGCAUGUACACACAGAUAGAGAAACAAUUUAAUAUUCCAGCGUCUUUAGUGGGGAUCAUUAAUGGAAGCUUUGAAAUUGGCAACUUGCUGCUGAUAGCAUUUGUGAGUUACUUCGGAGCAAAGCUUCACAGACCCAGAAUAAUUGCUUUGGGCUGCACGAUUCUGUCGUUUGGAUGUCUUUUGAUAUCACUUCCUCAUUUCCUGUUUGGAAGGUAUCGUAUUGAAAGCAGUAUUUCACCACGGGAGAAUUUUUCAGUCAUGCCUUUGUGCCUUGUUAAUCAAAGCUUGCUUUCUUUACCUACAGAGGAACCAUCAGCAGAAUGUGAAAAAGAGCCUGGGUCCUUGUUGUGGAUAUUUGUGAUGGUUGGAAACAUAGUACGAGGAAUGGGUGAAACUCCCAUCAUGCCUUUAGGCAUUUCAUAUUUGGAGGAUUUUGCCAAAGCAGAGAAUUCACCUUUCUACCUGGGGUGUCUACAUACAGCAACAGUAAUUGGCCCCUUCCUUGGUUUCUUGUUGGCAUCGUUCUGUGCAGAAGUGUUUGUUGAUCUGGGAUCAGUAGAUAAAGAGGACAUAACUAUAACAGCGACUGAUGCCCGCUGGGUUGGAGCAUGGUGGCUGGGCAUUUUGAUUUGUGCAUCACUGAAUCUUCUCGCAGGAAUACCUUUUUGGUUUUUGCCCAAAUCACUUGUGAAGGAAGGAGAAACCAAUGAACCUGAGGAGACGAGUAAAAAAAGUGUAGUACUAUUACAAGAAAAUGGUAAAAAUGAAGCCAAACAGACCAUGUGUGAAAUCGCUAAAGAUUUCAUCCCAUUCCUCAAGGCUCUGUUUCGCAACCCAGUUUAUAUGUUAUUUAUAUGCAUAACUGUGUUACAGUUCAGUGCCUUCAAUGGCAUGAUAUCCUUCAUGCCCAAAUAUUUGGAACAGCAGUUUGGAAAAUCUGCAUCAGAUGCCAUCUUUUUAAUUGGUGUUUACAACUUACCAGUUAUAUGCGUUGGGUAUUUUUUUGGAGGCUUAUUCAUGAAGAAAUUCAAGAUAAAUAUCUAUCAGGCUGCGAACAUAGCAUUUUGGGUAUCUUUACUGGAAUACCUUCUCUACUUUGCUGCCUAUUGGACUAUCUGUGAUACUUCACCAGUUGCUGGCCUAACAGUUUCCUAUGAAGGAAUAGAGCAAGUUUCAUAUGCAGAAAAUACUCUACUUGCUGGCUGCAACAGGGAUUGUGAUUGCCCACUUAAAAUAUGGGACCCUGUUUGUGGGAGCAAUGGAAUCACGUAUGUGUCACCUUGUCUUGCUGGGUGUAAAGCCUCAAGAGGAACUGGAAAAAACAUGGUAUUUGAAAACUGCACCUGUGUUGCAGCCUCAGGGUUUUCAUCUCAAAAUGUCUCUGCGAUUCUGGGCGAGUGUGAUGGAGAAGAAAACUGUGACAAGAUGCUUCAUUAUUUUUUAAUAUUGUCAUUAGUCUGCAGCUUCAUUUUUUCCUUAGCAGCCAUGCCUGGGUACAUGGUUUUAAUAAGGUCUCUAAAGCCUGAAGAAAAGUCAUUUGGAGUGGGUAUCCAUGGACUCGCUUCAAGAGUAUUUGCUGGAAUUCCAUCUCCCAUUUAUUUUGGAGCUUUGAUAGAUACCACUUGCUUGAAGUGGGGUACUGUGACUUGUGGUGGAGAAGGAGCAUGUAGGAUGUACGACAUUGUCACAUAUAGAUGGCUCUAUCUUGGCCUGCCAGCAAUAUUACGCGGAGUGUCCUAUAUCCCAAGUGCACUUAUUCUCCUUAUUUUAAAGAAGAAAGUUAAAUCUGAAAGCCACGUCUUAUUAGAAGCACCAGUAGAAAUGCAGGAUAAAGUGCAAGAAACAUUGAAAUAGCAUUUCAAAGCAAGACAUAU